Messenger RNA from Sinocyclocheilus anshuiensis, 2513 nucleotides. RefSeq names its product Ran GTPase activating protein 1b (gene rangap1b). Gene Ontology annotation, molecular function: GTPase activator activity; small GTPase binding. Gene Ontology annotation, cellular component: perinuclear region of cytoplasm; cytosol; nucleus. NCBI's taxonomy places the organism in Eukaryota, Metazoa, Chordata, Actinopteri, Cypriniformes, Cyprinidae. The record is from RefSeq and is a predicted model, not a curated record. Bases 118 to 1824 code for a protein of 568 amino acids. Gene Ontology annotation, biological process: activation of GTPase activity; nucleocytoplasmic transport; signal transduction. The transcript is spliced from 16 exons.
ACUGCCGCCUCCAUGUGCCUCCAGUUGUGAUGCAUUCUCUCUUGUCAGGGUAGUUAUCUGCUGUCUUGUAUUAAUAUCUGCGCCGAGGUGUAAGUACAGAAAGCAAAGGGAAAAGCAAUGGCCUCUGGAGAUAUUGCUCAGAUUACAGAGGCGCUGGCCAAGACCCAUGUUGGAGAAGUGGAAUUAAGUUAUAAGGGACAAGGGCUGAAGUUGGACAAUGCUGAGUCAGUGAAAGAGAUGGUGCAGGAGAUCGAACAGUGUCAGGGGCUGCAGUCUCUCCGAUUGGAGGGAAACACAUUGGGGGUUGAAGCAGCACAGGCAAUUGCAAAGUCUCUUGUAGCAAAAAGGGAAUUGGAGCAAUGCCAUUGGAGUGACAUGUUCACGGGUCGCCUUCGCUCUGAAAUUCCACCUGCUCUGAUAUCAUUGGGCAAUGCUUUGAUGGCAUCAGGGGCCAGACUGACUCAUCUGGACUUGAGCGACAAUGCCUUCGGCCCUGAUGGUGUAAAGGGAAUUGAAAGCCUCCUGAAGAGCUCUGCAUGCUACACCUUACGAGAGCUCAGGCUUAAUAAUUGUGGCAUGGGCAUUGGAGGGGGUAUGGUCCUUGCUUCUGCUUUGACUGAAUGCCAUAAGCAGUCUAGUGCAGCUGGCUCCCCCCUGAGGUUAAAAGUCUUCAUAGCUGGACGUAAUCGGUUGGAGAAUGAUGGUGCCACUGCACUUGCCAAAGCAUUUAAGUUAUUAGGCAGUCUUGAGGAGGUCCAUAUGCCACAGAAUGGAAUUAACCAUCCUGGUAUCACUGCUUUAGCCACUGCCAUAAAGCACAACCCAAACCUUCAGGUCCUCAACCUCAACGACAACACUUUUACUAAGAGAGGAUCAAUAGCCAUGGCAGAGGCUGUUAGGCACCUCCAGUGUCUUAAGGUCAUCAAUUUUGGGGACUGUUUGGUACGCUCAGAAGGUGCUAUUGCUAUAGCAGGGGCCCUUAGAGAGGGACUGCCAUUCCUCAGGGAGCUGAAUUUGUCAUUUGGAGAGAUUUGCGAGGCUGCAGCUGUGGUAGUUGCAAAGGCUGUUCAGGGCAAAGCUGAUCUGGAGAAACUGGAUCUCAAUGGAAAUUGCUUUGGAGAGGAUGGCUGUGAGGCUCUCAGGGACAUGAUGGAGAGCAUGAACAUGGAAGAUCUGCUGGGCUCGCUCAGUGAUGAUGAAGGAGAGCCUGAAGAAGAUGAUGAUGAUGAUGAGGAGGAGGAAGAUGAUGAGGAAGAGAGGGAAGAUGAAGAGGAUGCAGAGGAAAAUGGUGUCAAUGGAACAAAAGAUGUCAUUGAAGAAAAGGAGGUGCCUCACUGCAGCUCUGAGCUCACGUCCUUCCUCAUCUCCCCGUCAGCUGAGAAACUGAUCUCCCUUGGAGCCAAAAGGAUCCAGCUCAUUGAGCAGCAGGUUGACGUCUCAGAUGCUAGUAAGGUGUCAGAAGUUUUUCUCAAGAUUUCAUCAGUAUACAAAGAUGAACCAGAAGUAAAGCAAGCUAUUUUUGAGAGCACUGAUGCUCUAUUGAGGAAAGCCUUUUCCAGCUCCCACUCUCAAUCUUAUAGUUUUAUCUCCUCACUGAUGGUGAACCUGGGACUUUUAAAGAGUGAAGAUAAGAAAAUAAAGAGGGUGACUCCACUGCCUGGACACUUGCUCGCUUUGGAGCACGCAGCUGCGCGGGAGUUCUUCCCAGCAGAUCAGGCUGAUGUUCUCGAAACAUUUGUGUCACAAAAUGGCAAAGUCUUAGAAUCCUGCUGCAGUGCCAGAGAUGCUCUCAAGACCACAUUGGUGAAAAGGACCACUGCUUAAUUCUAAACCCUCAUUACAGAGCCACUGAAAUUACUUAUGACGGGUCAAAAAAGACAAAAACUUGACAGGAUACAUGAAACUAUCUAAACUAUUGAUCUAGUUUAUAUAAGUUCAGUCAAUUCUGGAUCCUUUUUGGCAUGCAGAUUUCAGACAACUGCAAAGUACAUUGAUGAUAGUGCCUCAUGACAACUAACCCAAACUGAAUUUCCUUACAGAUGAACUGUAGACAGUUAGAUUUGAAUAAGAGUGUUGUGUUCUUUCAUCUCUUUUUAGAAAUAUUGCUUCUAUUUUUAUACAUGAAAAGGGAUAAUAGGAAAAAUGCACUGGAUGAUAAUUAGGGCUUAAUUAUCGCUUAAACCUUAAAUGAUUGUAAUGUUAUAACUGAUAUUUCUGAACAGUUGUUACUUAAACUGUCACAUUGGCAUGGAGCCACAUUAGCAUGUUCACUCUCAUGCCUUUGAUUAGAUGUGCCAUAUUGUGAAAAGAUUGGUGGUGGAAUUAAAACCAAAAUAAAGUAAAAUAAACACCUAAGAGUCUUUGGAUUGAAAUGAAGAAGGCAGUGAAAGUGAAGUGGAAAAAAUGUUUGGACAUUAGUAUAUUUAAUACUACAACUGGUAAGCACUGAAUAUUGUUAUAUUUGCAACAUUCCAUUUUGUUGAUAUUAAAGUUUUUUUUUCUUGGGGGAAAAA